AGGUUUUCAGCGAUGAGAAAGGGGAGACUUAAAAGUCGAAAGGAGAAGCAGCCUUCCCUGGCCCCCACGCCUCCCGUUGCCCCCACUCCACACGCGUGACCUCCUUUGGAGACCCCAGGUGGCACAUCAGUAUUUGAUCUGCUCCUCUCCUGCGCGCUGCGGGCGUUGGGCGGCGGGGCUGGCCACACAUCACCCAGCUGCUGAAGCCCGCACCCAGCGCCACCGGCAGCUUCGGAAGGACCGUCUCCGUGCUCGCCCCCUCCUCGGGCUGCUUGUGUUUCGGGGGGCCUCCGGGGCACUGCACGCACCAUGCUCGGCUGCCCGCGGCUGGCGCUGCUCUGCGCGCUGCCCUGGCUCCUGCGGGCAGCUGUCCCUAGCCACCGGGCAGAGCCCCUCGCGCAGUCGGCAGAGCUGCGCCGCGAUCCGCGCGACCCCGCCAGAGGAGCCGAUUUCGAUCGCGUCUACAGCGGCGUGGUAAGCCUCAGCACCGAGAACAUCUACUCCUUCAACCAUACCAGCCAUCCUGGCCAGGUGACGGCCGUGCGGGUGCAUGUCAACAGUUCCUCUGACAACCUGGACUAUCCAGUCCUGGUUGUGGUUCGCCAGCAGAAAGAAGUGUUGUCAUGGCAGGUUCCUCUGCUCUUCCAAGGACUAUACCAAAGGAGCUACAACUACCAGGAAGUCAGCCGAACCCUAUGUCCUUCGAAAGCAACCAAUGAGACUGGCCCUUUGGAACAGCUGAUCUUUGUAGAUGUAGCAUCCAUGGCUCCCCACGGCGCCCACUACAAGUUGCUGGUCACCAAAAUCAAGCACUUCCAGCUCCGGACGAAUGUUGCCUUCUACUUCACUGCCAGCCCCUCUCAACCUCAGUAUUUUCUAUACAAGUUUCCUGAAGACGUGGACUCCGUUAUCAUUAAAGUGGUGUCUGAGAAGGCUUAUCCAUGCUCAGUUGUCUCUGUUCAAAACAUCAUGUGUCCAGUGUAUGAUCUGGACCACAAUGUGGAAUUCAAUGGUGUCUAUCAAUCCAUGACCAAGCAAGCCGCCAUCACACUGCAGAAGAAGGAUUUUUCAGAUGAGCAGUUCUUCGUGGUGUUUGUGAUAAAACCUGAAGAUUAUGCCUGUGGUGGAUCAUUCUCCGUCCAGGAAAAUGAAAACCAGACCUGGAAUCUACAACGAUCAAAGAACCUGAAAGUGACCAUUGUCCCAUCCAUCAAAGAAUCUGUGUAUGUGAAAUCUAGUCUUUUCAGCAUAUUCGUUUUCUUGUCCUUCUACUUGGGAUGCCUGCUCGUUGUGCUUGUCCAUCAUGUGAGGUUUCAGAGGAAAUCCAUUGACGGAAGCUUUGGCUCCAGUGAUGGCUCUGGAAAUAUGGCUGUCUCUCAUCCCAUCUCUGCCAGUACGCCUGAAGGGAGCAACUAUGGGGCAAUAGACGAGUCGAGUUCCAGUCCUGGAAGGCAGAUGUCUUCUUCUGAUGGCGGCCAGCCAUGCCAUUCAGACACAGACAGCUCCGUGGAGGAGAGUGACUUCGACACCAUGCCAGACAUCGAAAGUGACAAAAACGUCAUCCGGACCAAGAUGUUCUUGUACCUGUCAGAUCUGUCCAGGAAAGACCGGAGGAUUGUCAGCAAAAAGUAUAAGAUUUAUUUUUGGAACAUCAUCACCAUCGCUGUGUUUUAUGCACUGCCUGUGAUGCAGCUUGUCAUCACCUACCAGACGGUGGUAAAUGUCACUGGCAACCAGGAUAUCUGUUACUACAACUUCCUCUGUGCUCACCCCUUGGGCGUCCUGAGCGCCUUCAAUAAUAUUCUCAGUAACCUGGGCCACGUACUCCUGGGCUUCCUCUUCCUGCUGAUAGUGCUGCGCAGGGACCUGCUCCACCGGAGAGCCCUGGAGGCUAAAGACAUCUUUGCUAUGGAGUAUGGUAUUCCCAAACACUUUGGCCUCUUCUACGCUAUGGGGAUCGCACUGAUGAUGGAAGGCGUGCUCAGUGCUUGUUACCAUGUCUGUCCUAAUUAUUCCAACUUCCAGUUCGACACUUCCUUCAUGUACAUGAUCGCUGGCCUCUGCAUGCUGAAGCUCUAUCAGACCCGCCACCCGGACAUCAAUGCCAGCGCCUACUCUGCCUACGCCUCCUUCGCUGUGGUCAUCACACUCACGGUCCUCGGAGUGGUGUUUGGAAAAAAUGAUGUGUGGUUCUGGAUCCUCUUCUCUGCCAUCCACAUUCUCGCCUCUCUGGCACUCAGCACCCAAAUCUACUAUAUGGGCCGUUUCAAGAUAGAUGUGUCUGACACAGAUCUGGGAAUCUUCCGGCGGGCUGCUAUGGUGUUCUACACGGACUGUAUCCAGCAAUGCAGCAGACCUCUGUAUAUGGACAGGAUGGUGUUGCUCAUUGUGGGAAAUCUGGUUAACUGGUCCUUUGCCUUCUUUGGAUUGAUCUACCGGCCCAGGGACUUUGCCUCCUACAUGCUGGGCAUCUUUAUCUGCAACCUACUGCUGUAUUUGGCUUUCUACAUUAUCAUGAAGCUUCGAAGCUCUGAGAAGGUCCUCCCCCUACCAAUCUUCUGCAUCGUGGCCACUGCUGUGGUGUGGGCUGCUGCCCUGUACUUUUUCUUCCAGAACCUCAGCAGCUGGGAGGGAACCCCAGCAGAAUCCCGGGAGAAGAACCGAGAGUGUGUCCUGCUCGAUUUCUUUGAUGACCAUGACAUCUGGCACUUCCUGUCUGCUACUGCCCUAUUUUUCUCGUUCUUGGUGUUGUUGACUCUGGAUGAUGACCUGGAUGUGGUUCGCAGAGACCAGAUCCCUGUCUUCUGAGCCCUCAGCAUCGCAGGGGGAAGAAGGAGCAAUCCGCCUUGGUGCUGUUCUGUGGAAAACAUGGUGAAUGCAGCAGCUUGACCACUGCCAGAUGCUCCACCUGCCUCAGGGGAGUCAACGGUGUCUGCAUUCACACAGGAAGAGCUUGGGACUGAGCUAAACCUCAAGAAGAAUGGUAGAAAGGAAGCCCUGUUGUGCACAGAGACAGAGCCAGGAGGCUCAAAAACCUCUGUUUGAAAGAACCUCUGUUGUCUAGACACAAGCUGCAUCAGGCCAGCUUACCCGCCUGGCCCCUCCUAGCCUCACUGAGAUUGGCCAGAGAAACCAGCUACUCAGACCCCCCACUUAGAACCUUCAGUGUGGUCAUUUCCACACCUCUGAGACACCUGCUGCUCUAGAAGGCUGAAGCACCAUCUCAUUCUCCCCUGGCCCUCAGAGGACCAGAUUCCUCAGAAUAUGGUGCAGAAAUGGGACCAAGUUCCCACCCAACUGGGGACAGACAUUCUAGUUACUCAAAGCUAUGUCACCCUUUAGCUUGAAUUCCUGGCACUGCUGACGAUGCCCUGGAUGGGACUUUGACAUACACACUUCUAAAAAGAUCACCUUUGUUGGACCCAAGGCCUGGGUGAUCACCUGUUUCUUCAUGUCUUCAUCUCACCAUUGGAUGUUGACUCUUAUGCUGCCUUCUUAGAAUGCCCCUCUUUCUCCAUAGACUCCUAACAGCUCCAAGAUGGACACAAAUGGAGAAAUGCUUUCUUUCUACAACAGGAGAAAUGAUGGACAGUGCUUAGUGGCUGAGCAUCAGCAGCAUUCACCUUAAUGACUCGGGAUCCUGGAGCAAAUUCAACAAAGCAACCGUGCUUGAUGGUCCCCAGACACACCACUCAAUUUGUGCCUAUAUAGCCUUUUCAUGGAAUAAAUGCUCCCCAGCAGCAUUACCCUGGUGUCCUCCACAACUGAGCCUGUCACUUACGUAGGUCAGGUUCCACACUACCUGUGCAAAAUUCUCAGCAGUAACUUGGGAUGGAUGCAUGCUCCUCCCGCCACCACCAGUUGAGUCACAGAGGUCAUGGCUAAUCCAGUCACCUCUUACUGUAUCCCAUUCUCACACUGUCCCCAGGAGGAUGUAAAAAAAGUGCAGUGUUCUAGCUUUCUUCUCUCAUGACAUCUGACAAACCCUGUGAGAAGCCCCAUUUUGACCAGACUUCCUGGUUGUGUGUGGGAUGAUGUCAUCAGAAAACAGACACACAAGUGUGUGCACACAUACUUACUUGCUUAUGAAAUUGAAGUCACUCCUCACCUGUGCUUUCUUGAACAUUUAGUAAAGAAAUGGAUCAGGCAUUCCUCUUUUUAAAAAAACUACCAUUCGUUCUCUCAAAUAUCUGUGUUCAAAUGUGUGCUUUGGAAGUCUGAACAGCAAGCUUUUCCUGGUUUUAAAAAUGCAAAGAUAAUUUCCAUGAA
Molecule: messenger RNA, 4269 nt
Organism: Grammomys surdaster
Lineage: Eukaryota; Metazoa; Chordata; Mammalia; Rodentia; Muridae
Gene: Sidt1
Product: SID1 transmembrane family member 1
Exons: 26
Coding region: 310-2808 (832 amino acids)
Cellular component (GO): membrane
Source: RefSeq, a predicted model, not a curated record